Messenger RNA from Cladocopium goreaui, 1941 nucleotides. NCBI's taxonomy places the organism in Eukaryota, Dinophyceae, Suessiales, Symbiodiniaceae. The record is from the annotation of a GenBank genome assembly.
AUGCGUAGUUGGCUGGCAAAGGUGGCGGUGGAGCGGCGCCGCCAGGAAUUGGAGAAGCAGAGGUGUUUGGACCAGGACGCCCCAGAUCGGGAGCUCUUGCACAUUGUGGGCAAGCUGACCGACCCGGAGAUCUCUGCCGAGGUCUUUGUGUACUCCUAUGACUCCAUGCUGUCGCUUCGCCGUGCUAUUUGCAAGGCUUUGAAGGUGCCUCACUGUAGCCUGAUGUUCAAGGGCUACGAGACGCAGAUGCAUCAGACCUUACAGGAAGCUGGACUCGAGAACCACUCGGAGGUUCAAGUGGUGCCUGUGAGCGAGGUGGCGUUGGCGUCUGCCUCAGCAGAUGGAAUGGUCUUUAUUUGGGAUGCCAUUGGCGGAAAAUGCUUGGAAACCCUAAGGGGACACAACUCCUCAGCAGUACACUGUUGCUCUUUUUCGACCACUGGACGGCUCUUGGGCACCACCAGUGUUGACUGUGCAAAGGUGUGGGAGACGUCCACGGGGCAAUGUCAUUGCACCCUGGAAGGACAUAAAGACUGGGUGGUGAGUAUUGGUUUUGAUGCAGGGGAGAACCUUGCGAUCACGGCUAGCCUGGACUGUAGUGCAAGGCUUUGGGACCUGGUCUCUGCGAGGUGUGUGCAAGUCUUUCCUGGUGGAGUCAGUCCAAUAUUUUGGGCUUCCUUUGAUCCCGACGGUGACCAAAUGGAAGUGGCCACGGCCAGCGCUGAUGGCACUGCCACCAUUUGGAAGCACAGUGGCGAGGUUCAGCAGGUCCUGCAAGGACAUGAAGACAACGUGCUGAUGGUAACCUAUUCUGCCAACAGCAAACGCCUUCUGACGGCCUCCCAGGACCGCACUGCCAGAAUGUGGGAGGCGCUGUCUGGGAUGUGUCUUCGAGAAUUUCGUGGGCAUACUGACACCGUGCAGUCCGCCUUCUUUUCGGGCGAUGGCCGUCUCUGCGUCACUGGCUCCAUGGAUCGUACUGCGCGAAUUUGGGAGACCAAGACCGGGGACUGCUUACGGACCCUCUCGGGGCAUGCGGGCUCCGUGCUCUUCGCGCUCUUUUCAGCGGAUGCGGGUUUUGUGGCCACAGCUGCAAGGGACGGCUGCGUGCGAACCUACGACAGCAAGACCGGGCGCUUGCAACGGCUGUUGGAAGGCUUUGCCAAGUCUAUUGUUAAAGAGAAUGUGCCUUCAGAGCUGGAAAGACUAGGUCAAUACGCUGUCCUUUGUCUCCUUCUGAGCGUCAGAUACAGCUGGACCUGCCGCGGUUUGGAGAAACGUGCUUCUGCACCUCCCAAAGGGACGUUGCGCUUGCACUUCAUGCCAUUUGCCGACGCAUCCAUCGACUUGCAGAGGUUGUACCGUGGCUGGAAGGGCCGGGGUGUGGCCUCACAGCGUUAUGCCGCCGCCUUACAGGUGAAACUCGAAUAUGACUCUGCCACGUCCAUUCAGUCGUUCGUCCGAGCACGGCUGGCUCGAAGACAAGUGGACCUGAUGCGCGAUGAGCGAAUGAAGGAGAUGGAAGCCGCCGCCACGUACCUGCGAAAGAUGUGGUUGGGCAUCCAGACGCGAAAGCAAUAUCUGAGACUGCAGGAAGACUUUCGAAAAGCAGAGGGUAGUAUCAUCACCAUGCAGAGAUACAUCAGAGGCUGUCUUUGUAGACUCUGGCUCUGGAGGGAGGCAGUGGCCAAUGAACAGGAGGUGUGGGCUGCCAUUGAAAUUCAACGCCACUGGCGCGGCUACAAGGGCCGGGUGCACGCAGAAAACGCCUGGGAGCAGGUUUGGCGACGAGAAAUGGCAGCAGCUCUUCUACAAAGAAAUCUUAGAGGCUGGGUGGUGCGAGCGAAAAUCGCUCGACAGAGGCGGCAGCUGGCGCGUGCCAGCUUCGAAGCGGCCCAGAGACGAUUUCUGGGAGCCCAACGUAUUCAGGAGCCUGGCUGA